AUGGAUUACGCUUCGAUUCCGACGCCAGCUUCGUGCUAUGCCGAUUUCUGCUUGAUUCCCGUUGGCACGGGCAGCGUUUCCGUGGCGGAAGAAGUUGCGCAGGUUCAGCGUGUUCUUAAGGCGAGUGGGUUGAAGUACACGAUGCACUCUGCGGGAACGACUGUUGAGGGCAGCUGGGAGGAUGUCAUGACGGUGAUUGGCAAGGCGCACUCGGCGGUUCAUGAGAAGGGGGUUGUAAGAGUUCAGUCGUCGAUGAGGGUUGGCUCAAGGACGGAUAAGAAACAGACUGCUGAGGACAAGGUUAAGAGGGUUGAAGAUUUGCUGAGCAAGGAUGCCAAAUGA
Molecule: messenger RNA, 342 nt
Organism: Trichoderma harzianum CBS 226.95
Lineage: Eukaryota; Fungi; Ascomycota; Sordariomycetes; Hypocreales; Hypocreaceae
Exons: 4
Coding region: 1-342 (113 amino acids)
Cellular component (GO): cytosol
Source: RefSeq, a predicted model, not a curated record